UCCGGUCACACCGUUCCACACGUGCAAUAUUUACGAAAUAUGCGCAAUUUGAAGCUUCAAUAUUGCCAGGAGCUGGACACAGCGGUGGCUCAGUCCCGCCAGCUACUACUGCAGCCGGAGCUAAAUGGAGACGCCUCCGACACGGCCUUCCUGGUGACCGACGGCCAGAUCUACGCCGUGCAGGAGUCCGGCGAUGUGCGGUCCAAAGUGAUUGCCGAUUUGCCGGACAUUGUGGGCGCCGAGUUCCUGCAGCUGGAUAAUGCGAUUUGUGUGGCCAGCGGAGCCGGCGAGGUGCUGCUGAUCGAUCCCCAGACGGGAGCCACCAGCGAGGGCACCUACUGCGAGGUAGGGAUCGAGCGCAUGGCCUGGUCACCCAACCAGGAGGUGGUGGCCUUUGUGACCCGGACCCACAACGUGGUGCUUAUGACCAGCACAUUCGAUGUGAUUGCCGAGCAGCCACUGAACGCGGAUCUGGCGCCGGACCAGCAAUUCGUCAACGUGGGAUGGGGCAAGAAGGAGACACAGUUCCACGGAUCAGAGGGAAAGCAAGCUGCUAAGCAGACGGCGGGCGCUGCUGACACCGCUAAUCAAGACUGGCAGGAGCUUAACCAGGACAUACACAUUUCUUGGCGCGGCGAUGGUGCCCAUUUUGUGGUCUCCUACGUGGCCGCUCAGGUUGGCCGCACCUUCAAGGUAUACGACUGCGAGGGAAAACUUCAACACACGGCCGAAAAGAGCGCAAAUCUGCAGCAAGUGGUGGCCUGGCGACCGGCGGGCAAUUGGAUUGCUCUGCCCCAGAGGUUCCCCAAUAAGUCCACGAUAGCACUAUUCGAGAAGAAUGGCUUAAGGCAUAGGGAGCUAGUGCUACCCUUCGAUCUGCAAGAAGAGCCGGUGGUGCAGCUGCGUUGGAGUGAGGACUCCGACAUUCUGGCCAUUAGGACAGCCACAAAGGAAGAGCAGCGAGUUUAUCUGUACACGAUAGGCAACUACCAUUGGUACUUAAAGCAGGUAUUGAUCUUCGACCAAGAGGAUCCGCUGGCGCUGCUUCAUUGGGACACGCGAAUGGGAGCCGAGCACACGUUGCACCUGGUCAAGGAAAGCGGAAAGCAGUUGGUUUACCGCUGGGCCUUCGCUGUGGAUCGGUACGAGCGCAGUGGCGUCGUUGGUGUCAUCGAUGGCAAGCGUCUGCUGUUGACGGACUUUGCCAGGGCGGUUGUGCCGCCUCCCAUGUCCCAACGCGUCCUGCAGCUGGAUAAUUACAUCAACGCCUUCACCUGGUACGAGACCAGCCUGUGUGUUUACACCUGCGAUCGGAAGCUGCACUUUUACGAGCCCAUGCAGCAGUUGAGCGUUCAGGAACCGCGAGCUACCGUACUAAUGCCGGAUGCAGAGCUCUCACGCCUACCACUGGCGAAUCUCACGUACUUCAACUGUGAUUACCUGCUGGCCACUUACAGCACGGGCGGAUCCACGCGUCUUUUGCUGUUAAACAAGGAGCCCGACGAAGAUGAGGUCAACGAUAAGGGCGAGCUCUGCUACAGGGUGCAGUGUUCCCUGCGAAUCAGCGGGCUGGUCAAUGCUUUGUCAGUCGGAGCCAAUGCCAUGGAUGAGUUCUUUGUUCAGACGGUAAAUAAUGGUCAUACCUAUGAGGUAUCCCUCAAAACAGACAACACGCUGAAGGUGGAGCGAACGCAUGUGCAGUUGGCCCAGGCAGCCGACCAGAUUGAGUGGUUCACCCUCAACAGUGACUCUACAGGUGAGUUAUACAAGGGAUUAUUAAUGUGUUUCUUAUUUAAUUACUCACAACCGUUCCCAGGCGGUCUCAUUACGCUCCGCAAUCAACAGCUACUCCACCUAGAUGGUCAUCGCAUCGCCGAAGACGUCACCUCCUUCUGCGUGGUGGGUAACUACCUCGCCUACACCCAGCUCAAUGCACUACACUUUGUCCGACUGAAGGAUCGCCGUCAAGUGGCAAGCAGAAACAUUGAGCGGGGCGGCAAGCUGGUAACGGCAGUGGCCAGUGAGGCGCGAGUGGUGCUGCAGCUUCCGCGCGGAAAUCUGGAAGCCAUCUGCCCUCGCGUGCUUGUACUGGAGCUGGUUGGUGCCCUGCUCGCGAGGAAGCAAUACCAGGCAGCGAUGCAGAUGCUCCGGAAGCAGCGCAUCAACUUAAACAUCAUCUGGGAUCACAACGUUGAGCUUUUCGUCGCUUCGGUAGACGUCUUCCUGCGUGAAAUCAAGCAGAGCCAGUGGCUCUGUCUCUUCCUGAGUGAACUUCAGAACGAAGACUUUGCCAAGGGCAUGUACUCCAGCAACUACGAGGCUGCUAAGCAGACCUAUCCCGCAGACUAUCGUGUGGAGGAGAAGGUGGAAUAUGUGUGCCGACUGCUGUGCCAACGCAUGGAGCAGGCAGCGCGGCCGGAGGAUGUUGAACGCUUUCGCCUGCCGAUUAUCACAGCUUAUGUCAAGUUGGGUCGACUGGAGCAGGCUUUACAACUGAUCUGGCAGGAAAAGCAGGCGGAUGCUACUCUGGCAGACCAACUGCUGAAGUACCUGCUCUACCUGGUGGAUGUGAACGACUUAUACAACGUGGCCCUGGGCACCUACGACUUUGGUUUGGUCCUUUUCGUUGCCCAAAAAUCGCAGAAAGAUCCCAAGGAAUUCCUGCCCUAUCUGAAUGAACUGAAGGCUCUGCCCAUUGAAUAUCGCAAGUUCCGGAUCGAUGAUCACCUAAAAAGGUAUCCCGCGGCCCUGUCCCAUCUGGCUUCCUGCGGGGAGCAGCACUACGAGGAGGCUCUUGAGUUCAUCCGGAAGCAUGGCCUGUACACAGCCGGAUUGUCGUGCUAUCGGGAGCACGAGGAGUUCCACAAGAGGGUCUGCGUGGCCUAUGCAGAUCACCUGAGGGCUAAUGCCAAACUGGAUAAUGCCAGUUUGAUGUACGAGCGUGGAGGACAACUCCAGCAGGCGCUGCUCAGUGCCAAGCAUACGCUGGAUUGGCAACGAGUCCUAGUACUAGCCAAAAAGCUUGACGAGCCUCUGGAUCAGGUGGCCCUGUCACUGGUGGGACCUCUACAGCAGCAGGGACGUCACAUGGAAGCCUAUGAAUUGGUAAAGGAGCAUGGUGGGGACCGGAACAGGCAGUUAGAAGUACUGCUAGAGGGUCAUCUCUACGGCAGGGCCAUCUACGAAGCCGGUCUGGAGCAGGGAGAUGCAUUGGCCGAGAAGAUCGCCCCAGCUUUGGCCUAUGGAGCACAAUUACAGGGCUCCUUACAAGCCGAUCUUAAGCUAUUCGUGGAGUACAAGCAGCGCUUGUUAGACAUUCGCCAAAAGCAAGCCACUUCAGGAGAUGCGGAUAACGAUGGCGACGUGGACAUCGAGGAGGUGGAUCUUCUGUCAGACACAACCAGUCUACACUCCUCGCGCUACAGCGGUACCUCUCGCGGCACCGGCAAGACAUUCCGCUCCAGCAAAAACCGACGUAAGCACGAACGCAAGCUGCUAAGCUUGAAGCCGGGCAACCCCUUCGAAGACAUCGCGCUCAUUGAUGCGUUGCACAACCACGUCACGAAGAUCGCCCAGCAGCAGCAGCCUGUGCGUGACACAUGCAAAGCGCUGCUCCAGCUUGGCGGCAGCGGAGCACCUGUGGACGGAGAUUCCCUCGCGGCGUCACUGCAGCGUGAAUUUAAGACGCUUUUGAAGACGGUAGAGGCGUCGCUGGACGAGAUCUGGACACCGGAGCUGGUGAGCAAUGGAUCAGUGGCGCAGCAUCUAACGGGACCCAAUGUGGACUACUUGGCGCUGCAAAAGGAGCAGCGCUACGCCUUGAUAAGUCCCCUGAAGCGAUUCAAGCCGCAGCUAAAUCUGAUCGACUGGCAACACGAGAUCCUCCAGUGAGUCAUCAUUUUAAUUGCGUGAUGCUGGUCGCCUCACCCGAAUCCUCCCCCAAUAUCUGCACCCAUCUAAGCUUUACUUUCACUGCUCUGGAAAUAAAUGUAGCAUUGAAAUGCUAAUUGAAUGUAUCGAAA
This is a messenger RNA of Drosophila serrata, 4022 nucleotides long. RefSeq names its product elongator complex protein 1 (gene Elp1). Gene Ontology annotation, molecular function: tRNA binding; protein binding. Gene Ontology annotation, cellular component: elongator holoenzyme complex; cytosol. Gene Ontology annotation, biological process: tRNA wobble base 5-methoxycarbonylmethyl-2-thiouridinylation. The record is from RefSeq and is a predicted model, not a curated record. Lineage: Eukaryota; Metazoa; Arthropoda; Insecta; Diptera; Drosophilidae.